AUGUCCCUAUUGGACUUCUGGGAGACACAGCGGCCUGUGAAACGGCGGCGGGCCUCUGAGCAGCCGAGGGAGAGUAACAAUGCAGAGGCGGGGCCUGAGAUAAAACGGCCGCUGAGUCCGAGUUUGAGUCCGAGUCCUUCGAUCGAUGUGAGGGAUACACCUACAGCAGAGGACUUGGGAUAUAUUCCCAGCAGCCAGACGGAUCUCGAGACGUCACUCCCUGCCAUCAAGACCGACGAGGAUGCGAUUGAAGAGUAUGAGACGUCCAAGAAUGAUAACGAGCCUGGGUUGCAUGUGAGACUACGAGAUGGAGUCUGGCAGAAAGGCAAAAGCUCUAUCUAUGUUGAUGCGUUCAAUUUAGCACUCGAGACUGUGUUGGAUGAGGAAUCGCAUCUGUUCGACGAGACCGAAAUGGAAAUCUUCAGCCAAUGGCGGGAGCUCUCUUAUGAAUCCCAAUAUCUCUAUGUGCGGCUGUUCCUGCGCAAGACCUCUGCAUGGCAUCGUAUCAACAGACUGAACUAUUACUCCGAUAUCUCGGAUUUGUUCUCAGUCGCCGAAGACCUGCAGAGAGAGCGAAGUUUGCCUGACUCGAAUCUCGGGGAAACAUUUAGAUUCGCUGAGGGCAUAGAAGAGAUAACAACGCUGGAAGAGGCGUCAUCACUUCUGUUGCUCGAGGAGCUGAAAGUAUUUGCAAAAGAAGCCAAGGUGCAAGGUAAGAGCAAGAAAGAGCUGCUGGCAGGUCUUCGCGAAACGAGCCAGACACAGACAGGACUCAAAGACACGAACAACAGAGAUGGCCACUUUACCCAGAAGAUACUGGACCACACGGGUGGAUGUAUCCGGCUCUCGUCCAUCCCCCGUGCUCUCUUCGAACGAGUGCAUCUAGUCUUCUACCGAUCAACCGAGUGGACCGAAAAGUCCCUCACAACAAUAAUCCUGGCCAAAAUGUCCAAGAGAAACUUCCCCGAGUACAUCGUCUGCCGCUCAAACUCGAUAUUCUCAUCCAGAGAAGCACUAUUAGAAUUCGAGGCCGCCAUACAAACCCAGUUUGCCAUAGAUAACAUCCUCGAAUUCAACGGUCCACCCACAACUGAAUCCCUACAACAAAUCAUCGACCUAGCAAAUAAGUUCCACCCGCGAUGGAAGGAACUAGUCAACCAAGAACAACAAAAAGAAGACAGCAUCUACGAAAGCGGCGAAGGCGCUUAUCUGCGUCGGUUCUCGCCAGCAUGGGUAUUCACCAGAAUCAUCCACAAAAGCCUGCACCCGCUCGGCCGGUUCAAGGAGCAUAAACGCGAGCACGAGGUUCUCGAAGAACUUCUCGCUCAACGACUCUUCCAUGCUGCGCGGCGCGGCGCAUGGUAUCAGCGUAAAGCAUUGCUGGAAGAACAUUACAUGGCGGCUCUGACGCCGGCUGGGGAUCGCAGUGAGGAGAAUCAGCGGAAGCAUUGGAAGAGGAUUGCGUUGAAGACGUGCGAGAACGGGUUGGAAGACCCGUUGUGUCAUCUGAUCUUUCAUUAUGAUUUGCAGAAGCGGAUUACGAAGCUUGAGAAGGCUCUUCGGGUGGUUAAGCGUGAGCAGCAUGAUUUUGGUCAUGUCAUGCUUGGGAGACCGGCUGAGCGGAUUGUUGAGGGUAUCCGGGUUGACACGGAGGAUAUGCCUCGGAAGGGGAAGGCGACUGUUUGGGUUGAUGAGAGGGAAGGGGGUGAGUGUAGAGUUGAGAGUAUGUGUUUGAGCUGGUACCGCGAUCAUGGCUGGAAGGGGUAUCACUCUGAGGGAGGUAUUGUUCGGACCUUGUUUGGUUACCUCUUCUACGAUAUUUUGUUUACCUACGUGCCCAACGUCUUUCAGACGGCAUUUCAGACAUGUCCGCUGGAUCUACACACGGAUGUUUUCUAUCCGUCUCGUGCAUCUGAAAUCAAUCAUCGGCUGGUUGAGAUUACGAAUGGUGACGCAGAGCGUAUUAUCCGGGAGAUCCAUUCUCGGGAAGGCGAAGCGCAGCCCUGUGCUGUUGGUCUUGACUGGUCCUUUGAUCUGGAGGACUUGGUUGAGAUCGUGCAAUGUUUCCGCGGCGAAGCUCUUGCUACCAUCUGCAAGGUCAUGGCACAGGAGUAUCAGCAGCGCGGCGGAGGCAUCCCGGAUUUGUUCCUUUGGAAUUAUGAGACGCGGACGGUGAUGUUUGCUGAGGUCAAGUCGGAGAAUGAUCGGCUGAGUGAUACUCAACGGCUGUGGAUUCAUAUCCUCUUGUCUGCAGGGGUCAAGGUCGAGCUUUGUAAUGCUGUUGCGAGGGAAGUUAGAACGGAGUGA
This is a messenger RNA of Penicillium canescens, 2307 nucleotides long. RefSeq names its product fanconi-associated nuclease 1. Gene Ontology annotation, molecular function: 5'-flap endonuclease activity; flap-structured DNA binding; 5'-3' exonuclease activity. The record is from RefSeq and is a predicted model, not a curated record. Gene Ontology annotation, biological process: interstrand cross-link repair. The coding region runs from base 1 to 2307 and encodes 768 amino acids. NCBI's taxonomy places the organism in Eukaryota, Fungi, Ascomycota, Eurotiomycetes, Eurotiales, Aspergillaceae. The transcript has 3 exons. Gene Ontology annotation, cellular component: nucleus.